Messenger RNA from Aspergillus terreus NIH2624, 2883 nucleotides. RefSeq names its product putative UDP-glucose,sterol transferase. Gene Ontology annotation, molecular function: hexosyltransferase activity; UDP-glycosyltransferase activity. Gene Ontology annotation, biological process: carbohydrate metabolic process. The record is from RefSeq and is a predicted model, not a curated record. The transcript is spliced from 7 exons. Lineage: Eukaryota; Fungi; Ascomycota; Eurotiomycetes; Eurotiales; Aspergillaceae. The coding region runs from base 1 to 2883 and encodes 960 amino acids.
AUGGCAUCGCGUCACGAUGGCAUCGAUUCGGAGGAUUGGCCGGAGGAGAGUCUCAGUCGCAGGUCGUCGCUGUUGCACGGCCGCGGACUGAUCGCCGACCAGGGGUUGAAUACGGGCGUGCGAGUGAUGGACGAUGGCCGCCUCGACAUCAACUUCCAUAAGCGCAAGCCCCUCCUGGGUAAGCUACAGAAACACCUGCAGACCGCACCGUACGACCGCCGUCCGUCCGCGAUCCACGCGACCGAGGAGAAGGAGCAUUUCCCGCUGCGCCUGAACAUCGUCAUCCAAGUCGUCGGGUCGCAGGGCGACGUCCAGCCGUUUGUCAUCCUGGGCAAGGAGCUGAAGAAGCAUGGGCACCGCGUGCGCCUGGCGACGCAUCUUUCAUUCAACGAAUAUGUCAACGAGCAGGGGUUGGAGUUCUUCAACAUCGGCGGCGAUCCCGCCGAGCUGAUGGCGUUCAUGGUCAAGAAUCCCGGGUUGAUGCCGGACAUGCGGACGAUCCGCAGCGGCGCGAUCCAGCGCCGCCGACGCGACAUGAAGACCAUCUUCACCGGGUGUUGGCGGUCGUGCUUUGAGACCGGCGACGGGACUGGGCUGCAUCAUAUCCGCGAUGACCCGUGGAGCGACACGGUCGACUAUCGCGACCGCCCGUUUGUCGCGGAUGUGAUCAUUGCGAAUCCGCCGAGCUUUGCGCAUAUCAGCUGCGCGGAAAAGCUCGGCAUCCCGCUGAAUAUGAUGUUUACAAUGCCGUGGACGGCGACGCAGGCGUUUCCUCAUCCGCUGGCGAACAUCCGGUCGGGAAAUACGAAGCCCUCCGCUGCGAACUUCGCGUCCUACGCGAUCGUCGAGAUCAUGAUGUGGGAGGGUCUGGGUGACUUGAUCAAUCGGUUUCGCAAGAGAGAGCUGGGCCUGGACCCGUUGGACGCCAUUCGCGCGCCCAGCAUUGCGCACCGUCUGCGCGUGCCCUUUACCUAUCUCUGGUCCCCUGCGCUCCUCCCGAAACCCAAAGAUUGGGACGAUAGUAUCGACGUGUGCGGGUUCCAAUUCUACUCCUCGGGGUCCGAUUACCAGCCCCCGGAGGAACUCGAUGCCUUUCUCAAGGCCGGGCCACCGCCAAUCUAUGUCGGGUUCGGAUCGAUCGUCGUCGACAAUGCGGAGAAGCUCACCGAGAUUGUGUUCGAGGCCGUCCGACGCAGCGGCCAGCGCGCGAUAGUGUCAAAGGGAUGGGGGAACAUUGGCGCAGGCGAGACGGAGAUCCCCGACAACAUCCUGCUCAUUGGGAAGUGUCCGCACGACUGGUUGUUCCAGCAUGUGUCGUGUGUGAUCCACCACGGCGGGGCUGGGACGACCGCCGCCGGUCUACUCGCAGGCCGCCCGACCAUCGUCAUCCCGUUCUUUGGUGACCAGCCGUUCUGGGGGUCGAUUGUCGCGCGGGCUGGCGCGGGACCGCUGCCCGUCCCGUACAAGCAGUUGACGGUGGAGAAGCUGACGGAGGCAAUCCAGACGGCGUUGAAGCCGGAGACGCUGGAAAAGGCCGGGGAGAUUGGGGCGGAGAUGCGGAUGGAAAACGGGAUGAAGAAUGCCGUGUCCAGCUUCCACCAACAUCUGGAUAUAGAUAGUCUCCGGUGCUCGCUGUGUCCCAAACGUCCUGCGGUGUGGUUCAUCCAGCAUUCGCAUAUCAAACUCAGUGCGUUCGCGGCGACGGUGCUGGUGGAGACGGGACUGUUGAAGCCGCAUAAUAUCGUACUAUACCGUCCACAGGAGUACGACACGACGCGCGACCCAAAAGGCCCCCUCUCCGCCGGUGCCGAGGUGCUGUAUGGAGUGGUGACGGACUUCAUCAGCGGUCUUGCGUCAGUCCCGAUCGAGAUGUCCGAGGCCGUUUCGUGGAGACAUAACAAUCACUUUUCCGAUCGUGGCCACCAUCGCCACAGACACCACCACCAUCACCGUCAUCCUCCUGAAGACUAUCCCGGGGGUUGUCCCUGUCUGCGAAAGUCCGGCGAGCGAGGCCAAGCGUCCACGGAUCUCACGGGGGGAACACAGGAGAAACAGCCACCGCGGGGCGAAGACCACCUCCAGCGCUGGGAACAGGAAGUCGACCAAGAGGGACACGAAGAUGGAGAAGACUCUACAUCCGAGGAGGGGGAGGAGGGAUCAGACACAAGCUACGAGUCGGCCGAAGAUCGAUUGUCGAAUUCCGAAGGGGCGUCGUCCGAUACCACCGUGGCCGAUCCGGAGGGACUUGGGAAUUGUGGACAAGAACUCGAUCUCGAGAAGACGAUGACUAGACAUCUGUCUAAAGACCUUACUAGCACGCAGAUCGUCCUGUCGGAGACGGGAUACCACGCCGGCAAGUUCGCAAAACAGGUCCUCAAUUGGGUUCUGCUGUUGCCCACAGACUUGACUCUCAGUCUGUCCAAGGGAUUCCACAACGCCCCAAAGCUCUACCACGACAAAACUGUGCUGGACACGCCCAAGGUGCGAGGGGUGCGAAGCGGCUUCAGGGCUGCUGGAACGGAAUUCACACAAAGCUUCUACCAUGGCAUCACCGGCUUGGUCACGCAGCCUGCUCGUGGGUUUUCUGAAACGGGGCCCAAGGGGCUCGUCAAAGGCAUGGGGAAAGGCAUCGGGGGGGUUUUUUUCAAGCCUAUUGGCGGUCUCUGGGGACUCGCCGGCUACCCUCUGAGCGGGAUCCAUAAAAGCCUCCGGAACUCCAUAUCCAAAUCCAAAACCAAGGAAAUUCUCCAGUCGCGACUGGUACAAGGCGUCGAGGAGAUGUGCGCAGCAACGACGGAAGAACGCGCCGAGGUGAUUCGACGAUGGCAUGAGAUCCAGAAACAUGAUCGGGCCAGCGCUCACAGCAAUGGGCAUGCCGGCUGA